This is a messenger RNA of Ostrinia nubilalis (European corn borer), 9078 nucleotides long. RefSeq names its product serine/arginine repetitive matrix protein 2 (gene Elys). NCBI's taxonomy places the organism in Eukaryota, Metazoa, Arthropoda, Insecta, Lepidoptera, Crambidae. The record is from RefSeq and is a predicted model, not a curated record. Bases 248 to 8986 code for a protein of 2912 amino acids. The transcript is spliced from 45 exons.
UAAGCUGUCAAAAUUAAAUUCGUACCGCCGCGUUUGACGAUACCGUAUUUAUUUUACAAUGGAAAUUGUUUCUUCAUAACCUUACCGUACAUGCGAAGUCAUAACGGUUGUCCAGUUUUAUCUUAAUUCAAAUAUAUUUACUUAAUAGAAAGCUUAGCUAACUUAAUUAUGAACAAAAUAAUAACCUAACCUCUCCUUAUUAGUUUACAGUUUUAAGUUAAAAGUAGUUAUUAAAUUCCUUAGUGAAAUGCAGAAAUUACAAAAUAGCGUAUUUUCUAUUGUGAAGACAACAAAUUUGUCACCUGCUGUGUUUAGUUUUUUGCAGCCGACCGAAGAUAAUAAUUCCGAUAAAACCCCCCUUGGUGGUAUUCUAAAUGACACCAAACAUGGCUGGCUUGCACUGGGGCCCAAAUUCUGCGUCGUCGACCUUAGAACCGGGCUGAAGGUGGCAGCACGAACUUUUGGGACACCAUACAGCAACUCCCGCACAACAGUCACCAGUGUAGUGGAGCUUAUUACACCUCUGACGGAGAAUUCCAAGCAACUUAUAAUCAGUUUGCAAUGUGAAGACUUCACAAGCAACAUUUGCGUAUUCCACAUCAACGGCUCGCAGAUACUGCGAUGCAUUCAAACCGAUUUAGUUGUGACAGAACUGGCGGUGUGCGAUGAAAUGCCUGAUGGCCCGUUCACAUGCUUCGAUGGUGUGGUCAUGGCCGGCACAAAGACUGGGGAGAUUUUUGCGUUUGAUCUCAAUAGAUCUGGCCUUAUUCAAGCAUUAAAAGACAUUACCCAAGGCUAUGAACACAUGAUUCAAAAUGAGAGCAAUCCAGCCAACCUUACCUUUCUACCACUGAAAGCGAUUCAUCAAAUCGAAGAGCAACGGGACCUAGUUCUUGUGAACAACGAUCAUCUAGCCAUUCUGCUGAAUGAGAGUUCGGUAAUGGACGGCCAGUACAUAUUCCACAAUCCUGAUGGCACAGUCCGGAUGAAGGCUAAAAGGGAUCACAUCAGAGUUACUGUGCUUCAGUACAUCCCACAGCUGGGAAGUUUGGCUGUGGGCUACAAUUUCGGUGCAUUCCAGAUUUGGAAUUUACUGACGCUGGAUUUGGAAUUCACUUCUCAAGUCAAUGUGGAGUGUUUGCCUGUGACGCACUUUGGGUUUCAGGAGCCUUGUGAUGACCCAAGAGCAUUCUGCUACCUCUGGGUUGUCUUCUCCCUGAUAGACAGGUUUGAAGAAGAGGAGUUCCCACUGGCUGUCAUGUACUCACUUACAUACCAAGGAAAGAGGAUGCUGUCAGAUACCAAGUGCCUCUAUCAGGACUUCUCAAUGGCCACAAUAAGAUUCCAAGCAGAGCUUAGCGCAAUGGAAGAUGCAGGACAUCUAACUGGAGGCAAAUGUGUCUCAUGCCACACCUACUCUGUGAAUUCUAGCUUGGGCUCUGAAGGAGAAGAUACUAUGUUGAACAUCUGCCAACUGGUAUGGGAAUGUUGGGGCGACAAUGCGAAUGCCUCCUCACAAUAUGGCAUGCUACUCUUUGAUCUGGACCAGUGGUACAAGGAUCAAAUGCCUGCGACCUACCGCCUGGAGAGCAACGUGUUCAUGAGCGCUAGUUGGUGCAGCCUGGCAGCCGGCGCGUGCGUCACGCUCGACGUGCGCCUCGAGCCCGCGUCCGUGGCGCCCUACGCGCACGCCACGCGCCUGGAGGAGCACCUGUACCCCAACAGCAUCCAGUACAACUGCAUCUGCCUGAACACGUCUGAGGCGUGUGUACUUAGCACAGUGGGGAUCCAGCGGCAGAUCAUCAGUUCUAUGGACGAUGUGGGCCCCACGGCGCUUCUAAGCCCCGGCCGGCUGUACCACGCCUGCGUCACCGCCGGCCUGGCGCCCAUGUACGCGGACACCUCGCGAAGCCCCAGCCAGCAACGCAGAUACCUGUUAUCAGUGGCGCUUGAAGCGCGCCUGUCUCGCUUCCUAAAGCGCUGCGCGCACGACUGGGCCACGGGCAGCCAUGCCGGCGCCGGUUGCACCUUGCCGUUUCUUGUCGAUUGGUGCUGGCAGCGCGCUAUAGAACUGAAAGAGAACGCUAGGGAACUCACAGCGCCUCUCUUUUCUUCUUCCGCAUUGCCUGACAGAAAUGUGGUCAGAUGCUUAGAGCAUUGCGUGCAACAACUAACUCAACUGACAGGCCUGUUGGAUGCAAUCCUAACUAAAUGCUGCAAUUUGGUUGUGCCUGAUGCUCUAAGCGAAAUGGAGGAGAAGUACAAAGGGAUCGGCUGCGUAUCUCUGUACCUACGCGUGGUGCAGUGGUUCCUACGUGUUGGACUGUUGCCUGAGAGACUCCUGGCGAGAGACGCGCUGCCCUACCCCGCUCAUCAUCUGCUUCACACCUACACCAAGCGACGUAUGAAACUUCAACGGCUAGAAGAUAAUUCACCAGUGGAAAAUAAUGUGAGCAAAUCCUGUUCGCUGCUGUACAUAGACCAACUCAUCGAAAAUGAAUUCGGAGGGGAAAGGAUACACGAAAUGUGGCUCGGCGGCGGCAGCGAGUGCAACGGACUGUACCCGCCGCCAUCUCUGUAUUCUCUGCUGCGACUGUACCUGCUGCCGGACAUCGCCGAGGAGCAGAAGCACUCGCUGGUGCUGUACCUGCUGGUGGACUACUCCGUGGUGUACGAUGACGUCAGGCACGAAGCUGUGAUUCGCCGCUUGAUGCAGUUCCCGACAAUGUUCGGCCUGAGCAACACUGCUAUCAAAGCCACACAAGCUUUUUGGCACUUGGACCAUAGAGACUUUGAUUUCGCCCUAGACCAACUGCAAUGUCUGACCGGCAACACUCUCUCGGAGUGGCAACACAGCGUCGUGUUGUCUUCUCUGCUGGCACAGAAGAAGACUCAGGCCGCCCUCCAAUAUUUGCACGUCAGGAAACCAGCGCCAAUCCAGUACAAAGACCCAGAGACAAUGAACUCCAGUCGCGUCGGAGACCAAGACAAGUUAGACGACUGGCAGGCCUGCUGCAGCCUGUACCUGGCGCGCGGGCUGGCCUUCGAGGCGCUGGACGUGGCGCGCUCGUGCGUGCGCAGCGCGCGCAGUACAGACGACCAAGUGCGCGUGCUCAACUACUUCUUCCGAGUUUCCCUGCGAUAUUCGCGGAGCCAGGACAAGUUGGACGACUGGCAGGCCUGCUGCAGCCUGUACCUGGCGCGCGGGCUGGCCUUCGAGGCGCUGGACGUGGCGCGCUCGUGCGUGCGCAGCGCGCGCAGUACAGACGACCAAGUGCGCGUGCUCAACUACUUCUUCCGAGCCCAGGACAAGUUAGACGACUGGCAGGCCUGCUGCAGCCUGUACCUGGCGCGCGGGCUGGCCUGCGAGGCGCUGGACGUGGCGCGCUCGUGCGUGCGCAGCGCGCGCAGUACAGACGACCAAGUGCGCGUGCUCAACUACUUCUUCCGAGCCCAGGACAAGUUAGACGACUGGCAGGCCUGCUGCAGCCUGUACCUGGCGCGCGGGCUGGCCUUCGAGGCGCUGGACGUGGCGCGCUCGUGCGUGCGCAGCGCGCGCAGUACAGACGACCAAGUGCGCGUGCUCAACUACUUCUUCCGAGACCAGGACAAGUUAGACGACUGGCAGGCCUGCUGCAGCCUGUACCUGGCGCGCGGGCUGGCCUUCGAGGCGCUGGACGUGGCGCGCUCGUGCGUGCGCAGCGCGCGCAGUACAGACGACCAAGUGCGCGUGCUCAACUACUUCUUCCGAGGUUGUCGCAACACUGGCCACUUAUCAAAAAUACUGCAAGUGACACUCCUGCCUUUGGAAGAGGAAGUGUUCAUAAAGUACCUACAAAGCUGCAACGAGUCACAGACGUCGGACAUUCUCGUCAUGUAUUAUUUACAGCAGGCCAGAUAUCUAGAAGCAGAACAAUACAACAGUAAACUCCGCCACAGCAAGACUCGGGCUAAGGACGCUACGGGCUCUGCUGAGUCUCUAGCCGAUUUAGUAGACAGAGAAGGAGCAAGAGACACAAUUGUUGAAGUGGUCUGCGCGUCUCUGCCUAACAUCACCAACGUCGUGAGAGACUUCGCGCUCUCGGACAAGGAUACUGAAUCACAUGGAUGGGUAGCUUGGGGUCAUUGGACGAAAUUCUAUCUGCUCGGCGACCGGACUUUAGACAGGGAGGGCGCUAGAGACACCAUAGUGGAAGUGGUCUGCGCGUCUCUGCCUAACAUCACCAACGUCGUGAGAGACUUCGCGCUCUCGGACAAAGAUACUGAAUCACACGUGAUGGCGGCUAAACCUAUGUCGGUAUUCAUCCAGGCAAAGUCCCCUAAAAACACGUUCACCUACAAAUCAUCAUUUAUACAGGAUACUAUUGAGAAUGCCAGCGAAACUUGGAUCAACAAACCAAAAAUGCGACGUGGAAUCAAACGCGCAUUGAAUAUUGAGGAGACUCCGUUUAUUUGCACGCCUAAGAUGGGGCGCAAUAGAAGCAUUCUCUCCGACUUACCGUCCGAGUCGACGCCGCCCAAGCGAGCUAAAUUGGACUUUGGGGGCACGCCCAAAACGCCCAAAUUCUCUAGCACCAUCAAACUGAGCCCAGAACUUAGUAAGCAGAUGGCGUCUCUACUAGACAUGCCGCUGGUACAGAGCCCCGAUAGCAAUCUUUAUGAUAGAGCUGAGACUCCGCACAGUAUUCUGAAGAUAAGGCGCAACGAAGCGAUGGAGCGUGACGCGCCUUCGCCAGUCGACUCACGCUACUUGGGCGAUAGCGAUGACGAACUACUAGAGACUGCCAGCAACCAGACGCACUACAGCGAUUCUACUAACAAGCACCUAAGGUUCACAAUCCCGACUGCUUCCGAAUCGGGUUCAACACCCUCCCCUGUUGCGGCGCCUGCGCCUUACCAAAUAAGCCGAGAUGUAUCGACGGAGAGGGAGAUGCAAAUAUCGGAAACUGCCGAGAGCGAGCGGGAUGGGGAUAGUCGCGGAACUACCGGCUCGCAUGCUAUGGAUGACAGCAACCCCAUGGAAUCGCCGCCGAAGAAGCUAGCUGUGGAAGUCAAGUCGAGGAAGACUUACAAAGACACAGUAAAAGCCAGGCGAUCCCUUUCAAUAUCAGCGAACAGCAGUCUCUCAGACGACCCAAACACCUCUAUAGAGAGCAUAGCCGACAUUCCCGUAACUCUCAUCAAUCCGCGCUACUCCGGCGAGCGGCGGCGAAGAGAGAGAGAGAGCCAGGAUAGCGUGCGCGUACUAAUAGAGAGAGAGCGCGAACUAGGAGACAGAGAGCGCCAGGAUAGCGUGCGCGAAGUAAUAGAGAGAGAGCGCCAGGAUAGCGUGCGCGAACUAAUAGAGAGAGAGCGCGAACUAGGAGACAGAGAGCGUCAGGAUAGCGUGCGCGGACUAAUAGAGAGAGAGCACGAACUAGGAGAGAGAGAGCGCCAGGAUACCGUGCGGGAGAUAGGAGAAAGAGACGCGGAUAUGCGGGAAAUAAGAGAGGGUGAAAUGGAGGCACCUAAAACGCCGACUGGCAGGAGAGGCAUACGAGCUGUAUCUGGAGAAAGCACGCCUCUGAUUAAUAGAAGUCGAUCGGUUACCCCUGAGCGUCAAGAUUCCCCCAGGACACCACUACGUACUAGCCGAGUGACGAGGAGUCGAUCCCGCACCCCCGAAGUGAGUCCGCGCGGGUCGCCGCUGGCGCCGAUUAUCGAGCAGCCGAAGCAGGAGGCUACAAGCGAGCCUCACGCCGCAAGUUCCACGCUCAGUGUGCCUAGGAAUCUGAGAAGCAGAUCACGAACGCCCGAGAGGGUAGACAAACCCGUGAUGGAAUCGCCAAGGCUCGAAGCGAUCACAGAAUCGCCUACUAAAUCGUCCAAUUCUGAGUCGUCUUCCUCCCCUAGCAGGCGCAGUCUAAGGAGUCGAUCACGCACGCCUGAGGUUGAAAUUGUUCAAGAACCGGCUAGGCCAGCUAGUCCACGUACACUUAGAAGCAGACCUAAAACACCAGAAAAGUUGAUGUCUCCCAAAUCAGAGCACUCAACUCGAACCAAAAAAUCUCUCUCUAGAAUAGUGUUGGAAGCAAACACAUUCGCCAAAAUGAUGGAGAAGAAUGACCCAGAACCGACGCCAGAAGAGCCAGAAAAUGUUAUCGAAUGCACUCCAAUGAAAACUGUAAAGCAAGUCCCAAGCCUUAUGGACGUGACGCUAUCGCCUAUCGUCAACAAAUCAGUACUACAAAGCUCUACCGACAGUGUCCUUUCAGAAACCGUAGAGAAAGAGUCCAACAAAACUGUAGAUAAAAGCACCACAGAUUUAGGACUAAAACCUCUACCAACGUUCACCACAAUACACGAGACAUAUUUCGAGAAAUCGGUUCUGCAUAGUUACCAAAGCAGCGUAGGCGAUUCGUCUGAAAGUGCAAUAGAAGACAAAGAAGUGAAAGAAGAUAACACUACCAAUGCGGGUCUCAAAUCGCUACCUGCUUUCACGACAAUAAACGACACAGGAUUUAACAAAUCUGUCCUACAAAGCUACGAAAGUAGCGUAGCAGACACUUCGAGUAUUCACGAAGAGAAGGAAACCAAAAUAACCGAAGUGAGCGUUACCAAACCCUUCUCAAAGUUCACUGAAAUAGUUGAGACUAACUUCGAAAGAUCUGUCCUCAAAAGUUACCAAAGCAGCAUGGCGGAGACCUCAAACGAGGUAUCUAAAGACGAAUCUAGCAACAAAUCGGCUCUGAAAGACGCAAGUUUGAUAACCAACGAUAGCGAUGUGGAAAUGAAAGAAGAUGAAUGUCAGUCAAAAAUAGAUAGUCUUUCAGCAGUCAUUCAAAAAGAGAAAGAAAGGAUUGUGGAUAUCGAGAGGGAAAUAAAUGAACUGGAGGGUGACAUGACAGAUGACAGUAGCGAAUCGACCGCGUCAGAUAGUUCUGGUGACGAGGAAAUCCUGGUGCCAGCUGAUGUUAAUGAGGAGUCUGAUGAAACUUCAGAAUCGUCGAGUGAAUCGGGCAGCGGUGAUGAAGAAGUGAUAUCUAUUAAAGAUACAGAUUCUGAUGAAUCUUCGAGUGAUAACAAACUGCAAAUAGAUGAGAAUACCAGCAGUUCGGAAAAACAAAUAACUCCGCUUAGAAAUAUAGAAGUUGUAGUUGAAGUUAAUGUAGAAUCAGAUGAUAAAGCCGAAGAAAAAGAAACAGUUGAAGAAAGUAACAGCAAUGUAGAUCCGAUGAAUCAAGCGCAGAUAUCAAUGCUGACUGAUGAUAAUUCUGUAAUAGAAUCUGAACAGUCUAAUGCUAAUUUAAAUUAUUCUGAUGAAGUUAAAACUAGCGAGGAACCUAAAAUCGCGGAAGCUGUUCCUAUGGAUACAGGUGAGCUAAAGCCGGCAGUCGAAAUUAUAGUUAUGGUUGAAGAAAUUGCUCCUGCCGAAAUUGCCGAAACUGAUAAAUUAGAUACCGCAGUAACCAAAAGUAUUGAUGCCGUAGAUUCAAUUGCACCAGCUGAAAAAGUUGACCCAAUAUCUACAACUGCAGAAGCACAUGUAAAAACAAUUGAGGAACCGAAAGUAGAUACUGCUGAUGCUAAAUCUACUAAAGAAAAAUCUGCAUCGAUUGAAAGUCCUGUUGAAAAAGAUAACAAACAAACUGGAAAGGAUGACAAGCCAACAGAAAAGGAAGUCACUACCCAAUCAGAAGAAGGCGAAACAGAAAAAAAGGAAAUCACUACCCAAUCAGAAGAAGGUGAAACAGAAAAAGAGUCUCACAAACCCGCUCCCAGAACCAGAAAGUGUGCGCAGUCUACGUCAUCUAACAAAUCCGUGACCGAAACAAAAGAAGAACCCCGAACUCCAGUCACUAGAAAGCGAACGCAAUCCACAGCUUCCAACAAAUCGGUCACCGAAUCAGAGCCGAAGACUCCCGAAAAUGUUGCUGAAGAGACAAGUACUCCAUCUAGAAGACGAGCCAAAACGCCGUCUAGCGUCGAAGUCCGAAAGAUUAUUACUCGAAGAGCAUCUAAAGAGAUGUCUGAAAAACUAGACGAAUCUAAAGAAGCUCUUGAUGACUCAGUCACAGCUACUCCUAGAAGACGUUCCACCAGAUCUAGGACUAAAAAUAUAGAUGAUAACGAGAGCGUAGCUUCAGAAAGUUCGAUCAGAUCGACUAGGAGUCGCGCUAGUGAGGACGCGGGUGAUAUUAAGGCCGCGCCAAUAAGGAAAGGCAGGAAGUCCAUACUGAGCACCAAGCCUGAUCUGUCUGUGAUACCAGAGAUGAUCGUUGAAGAGGAAUCGAAAAGCAGCGAGGAUAUUGUUAAUGAAUACUCCAAUGCUAGAAGGCUGACCCGCCACCAGAAAACAGUGCUAGAAUCGUGGCUAGAACCGGCCGCGUCGCCUCGUUCCCGCCGCCGCACCAGCGCCGCAUCGCGACACAGCGCGUCGGACCGCGACGACGAUGACGCAGACUCUACGCAUUCUUUUGACGUACAAUCCAUGGAUAGAAUCGCUCUACUGGCUAAACAGGACUUUGAAGGCUCUCCAGACUUCGAGGAAUACCCCAACGUCGGAUCGCCGGAUUCAAUCGCUUCGGACGCAAGCAAGCAACAAAGGAGAUCUCGAUUGGCGCGCGCAGGUUCAGAGUCGAAAACCACACCGAGAGCUGUCAAGAAAACGAGGAGUAUUUCCGUUGAUAUCGGCGAGGGUUCUGAAGCAGGAUCUCCCGCGGGCAGUCCUUUGCGCCGCGCCAGCCGCCGCGCGUCCUUCAACAAGGCGUGCGAGGCGCUUCACACGCCUAUCAAGGGCCGCCGCACGUCUACGGACACCAGGAAAGAAGCAGAAAGCCCGCAAGACUCGCCGGCCGUUUCCGAGUCGGAGUCGGUCGCAACGCCCGCGCGUCGCUCGCGCCGCGCUGCUUCCACGCAGUCUAAUGCCAGCCAAACUAAAUUGGAUACCAGCAAGAGAUCAAAGAAAACCUCUGCACUAGAUGAAAGUAAGGAUAAGAAGAAGUAAAUAGAAUAAAUUAUUCCUCUUUGUAUACUACGUAGUUAAUGUUAAAGGGUUUCAGUUUUGCAUUUAUACUAAAAUAAAAUGUGUUAUACUUA